This is a messenger RNA of Canariomyces notabilis, 1710 nucleotides long. RefSeq names its product general substrate transporter. Gene Ontology annotation, molecular function: carbohydrate:proton symporter activity. The coding region runs from base 1 to 1710 and encodes 569 amino acids. NCBI's taxonomy places the organism in Eukaryota, Fungi, Ascomycota, Sordariomycetes, Sordariales, Chaetomiaceae. The transcript is spliced from 3 exons. The record is from RefSeq and is a predicted model, not a curated record. Gene Ontology annotation, biological process: carbohydrate transport; transmembrane transport. Gene Ontology annotation, cellular component: membrane.
AUGGCGGUCUUCGCCAUGGGCUGGCACAAGCCCGACAACGUCGCUGGCUCGUCGGCGCCGGCGAUCAUGGUCGGGCUGUUCGUCGCCACCGGCGGACUCCUAUUUGGCUACGACACUGGCUCAAUCAACGGGAUUUUGGCAAUGGAUACCUUCAGGCAGGACUUCACGACGGGCUUCAUCGAUUCGGACAAUAGGCCAGGAAUAUCCCCGCAGGAGGUGUCAUUAAUUGUUUCUAUGCUCAGCGCCGGAACAGUUGUCGGGGCUCUGCUGGCUGCUCCCGCAGGAGAUAUCUGGGGUCGUCGACUAUCGCUCAUCGCUGCUGUCGGAGUGUUCUCCGUCGGUGCCGUAUUCCAGGUGUGCGCAACCAAUAUAGCGCUUCUGGUAGUCGGAAGGACGCUGGCUGGUGUUGGAGUAGGGACCGUCUCGGUGCUUGUUCCGUUAUACCAGUCGGAGAUGGCGCCCAAGUGGAUCCGUGGAACGCUGGUCUGCGCAUAUCAGUUGUCUAUCACCGUCGGUCUCCUUGCCGCUGCCCUCGUCAACAUCUUUACGUACCAGAUACCCACAGCUGCAGCGUAUCGUAUCCCUAUCGGUCUCCAACUUACUUGGGCUGUCGUCCUUGCCUUGGGUCUUUUGAUUCUGCCAGAGACGCCCCGUUAUCUAAUCAAGCGCGGGCUGAAAGAUGCCGCCGCACUAUCACUCAGCCGCCUCCGACGCCUCGACAUCACUCACCCCGCCCUGAUCGAGGAGCUGGCGGAAAUCCAGGCUAACCACGAGUACGAACUGGCACUGGGCCCUGAUAAAUACAGGGACAUAAUCUUUGGCGAACCUCACCUCGGUCGCCGCACACUCACAGGCUGCGUCCUUCAGAUGCUCCAGCAAUUGACGGGCGUCAAUUUCAUCAUGUACUACGGAACAACCUUCUUCAACGGGGCAGGCGUCAACAAUCCGUUCCUCAUUUCCUUGAUUAUGCAGAUUAUCAAUAUGGUAUCGACCUUCCCCGGCUUAUUUGUGGUUGAGUCGUGGGGCCGACGGAGAUUGCUUAUCGUGGGAGCAAUUGGGAUGGCAAUCUGCCAGCUCCUGAUAGCAUCGUUUGCCACGGCCACCGGAAACGACCACCAGCCGGUUCAAAACCAAAUUCUCAUCAUAUUCGUCGCGAUAUACAUUUUCUUCUUCGCAGCGUCCUGGGGCCCCGUCGUUUGGGUCGUCACGUCCGAGAUUUACCCCCUCAAAGUGCGCGCCAAGUCCAUGUCAGUCUCGACUGCAUCCAACUGGCUCCUGAAUUUCGGGAUUGCGUACGGCACACCAUAUAUGGUGGAUACUACCAAAGGCUCGGCGGGUGCAAUCGACCUGGGCUCUCGGGUGUUCUUCGUAUGGGGCGCAUUUUGCAUCCUUUCCAUCGCUUUCGUCUGGUGUAUGGUGUACGAGACCAGCAAGAUCAGCCUGGAACAGAUUGACGAGAUGUACGAGAGGGUAGACUACGCAUGGAACAGCAGGGGUUUCGAACCGAGUUGGAGUUUCCAGCAGAUGCGGGACUUUGGCUACUCAGAGAGCGGAAUUCCCCCGACAGAGCCGCAACUCGAGCUGCAGCCUUCGAGGACCAGCACAUCACAAUCGGAUACAGGGGGCAGCUCCACGACGAACUCGACGGGGCUGAAUCCGCAGGACGCCAAAACCCUGUCACAAUUAGGUCAUGUCGAUCUAAGCUAUUGA